AAACACCUCUGUAUUGGUAUCGUCCAAAGGCUAUAAAUACUCUGCUGAACUGUCCUCUAUCCCGUGCACUGUGUGCAGCUUCGGUUGCUAAGGAACCACCGAACGCAGGUGGCAUAAAGAUGAUGGUGGCAUAGUGAGAAAGCUGGUCUGGCUGGUUUAGGUGUGGAGGGGACACCACAAACCACGCCAGGAUUCUGACUAACAUUUCCACUGCCCACAAUAAAUCUCCUCUCCAUGUCUAUCCCUGGAUUGUAGCUACAAUUAUGGUGACACUUAUCACAGAGCAGCUCCGUAAACAGAGUUUGGAAGAGCCUUAUUACAAGGCUUUCUCAUUUAAUGUGAAUGCGUCAUUACCUGCAGUGGGCUCAAGUCCCACUGUCUCAUGGAGUGCUUGUAGAUCAACACAAGAGACCAGCUCAGCUACACACCCAUCAUCCAAAGCUAACCUUCUGGAUGAUUUCUGUGGACCAGACCCUCUAGGGCCUCCUUCCCGCUCUGGAGAAGCUUUCCUGAGUCCAGAGGUUUCUUUAACAGACGAGGUUUUCCAAAGCUCCCCUCCGCCACCACCUCCAAAACGCCACUGCCGGUCCCUCUCUGUUCCUGAGGACCUUUCUCAGUGUCGCUCCACCUGGCAUCCUAGUGCAUCCAAGGUUUGGACCCCAGUCAAACGUGGCUGCCAAAGUGGAGGAUUAUCUAGUUCAGGCUCUGCUGCGAGCUCUUUGCCACUUUGUGGUCCCAGUUCCUCCUUCACUUCUUCAUCCCUACACUCAUCUUCUAGCCCUACCUUCUUCAGCUUAGCACUGUCUGACUCUCCACUACCAUGGAGCUUCCCAUGGGACCCCUGUGACCAACUGAAAGGAGCCUGUUCUGCCUCUUUUGCUACUCCUUCCUCCUGCUCCUCUUCACCAGCCCCUAUGGUUUCUCACUCAGUACUGCAGCGCCGAUUCUCCCUCUCCCCUGUGCACAUUCAUGGCGCCUCUUCUGUGCUCCUGCCCCCCCAUCCCUCCCCUGCUUCUGCUCUGACAUAUGACUGUUCUGGUGUGGAACACCCAGCCCUGUCUCCAUCUCCCACUUCUGCGUGUAGUACACCAUCCUCCUCUAGACGUGACCUGCACCCAGCGCUGCCGCGAUGCCGCUCGCAGCCCUGUGAUAUGCGCAGACCUCGCUUGAAGAGGCGCCGUGACCCAGAUGUUCUGCCCUGCCCUAGGCCAGGCCUUAACUUCAGCAAGAUGACACAGAUUGGUAAUCACGAGAGCCUCCUAUGUGGUACAGGUGUCUGCGUAGUUCCAGUGUCUUCCCAGUCAGAACAUCGCUCAGCCUUCUCCCCUGCAGACUUCCUGGGACGAGCCAGCAUUGGGCCACUGAGUGAAAGUGAAGAGGAGGAAGAUGAGGAUAAAAGAGAGAGGACUGUAAUAGAUGGAGGACAAAAGAUUGUUUUUGAAAGGGACUGCACAGAACUGGACUUGAACCUUAUAGAAGAGAACUGACACUCCUUGGUGCUCCCAGUGUGAUUACUGCAUUCAUAACAAUGUUAAGCACACCUGUAGGCUUUGUGCGCUCUCCUGGCAGAGUCCUUGGGAACCUGCUGCCCUCCUAAGGCAUGUCAGAGUUCAUAAUCAAGAACCAAGCAAUUAGAAGCUAAUAUCAACUUACAAUGUAAUGACUGUAAAAUUUGAGCUAGUUCAUUAAUUAACAUUUCAAAGGAAAUAUCAGAGUGCCUGCCUAUUCAGUGCUCCAUAGGGAAAUGUGCAUGAGUAAAUGUUUUCAUGCACACAGAAUUUGGCUAAUUUCAUAUUGAUAAAAGUCUUAUUUGCUUUAAUCAUUGGUAUGCAUCUUGAUAUCUUUACAUAUCCUCAAAGAAUGCCAUAUACUGGAGUAAGCAGAAUGUGCUUAAUAUUGCCUCUAAGUGAUUUGAAUACACGCUAAAAGCAGAUAGUUUAUUGGGAUAGAGGAAUUUCUCUGAAUUUGGACAUGACUGUAUGUGAGCUGUUUAAAGGUUGCUGCCAUGUGUAGGUCAAAAUAUUAGAGUAGCCCAAACGUAAGAAUACUGAUUUAUAUGUAAAUGCUCUCCUGUAUGUUUAACAGGAUACAUUCCAGGAUUUCGCUGCAGUUUCUUAAAUCCCCCAUAGGCCCUAAAAUCAUGUCCAUCUCACUGCUCUUCUAGCUUUGAUUUAGCUCGUCCUUUUGGAGUAAUUCUACAACAUCAAAGGGAAGCUUUUCUUGUAAUAGCAUAAAGGAUUGCUCUACUCUCUUGUAGGGGGGGUGAGUGUGUACGCGCACACACUCUUUUCUAGGUUGGAAGUUUUCUAAAUUGCUUGAACAUUACCACACCUUGUCAACAACAAUACUGAUGAUACUGUAAACUGACCACGCCUUAAGCUUAAAAUACAGAGUUCUUCGUGCUCUGGUCUUCUUUUCACAGCCAGACAUUUUUGCUAUCCAUGUUUGCGCUGAUUCAGAUAUUUGUCAACAGGUCGGACAUGCACUAUAAUCAGUUGAAUAACUGAAUCGAUGCUGCAGCUGGACUUCACAUAGGGCACAAUGUAACCUACUGUAGGGCGGUAAAGUGAGUACACACGUAAAGCCCGUUCUCAGUGUAUGACAAAGGUGGUAGUUAUGCAGAUGAUUUGGUGGCCUUCCAGAAAUGAUUUUUCAUGUGUUUUCAGAUGGAAAUAUUACUGUUGCACAAUUUAUGUACAAAUAAAAUUUAAUAGAGAA
Molecule: messenger RNA, 2718 nt
Organism: Micropterus dolomieu (smallmouth bass)
Lineage: Eukaryota; Metazoa; Chordata; Actinopteri; Centrarchiformes; Centrarchidae
Product: protein FAM53C-like
Exons: 5
Coding region: 264-1487 (407 amino acids)
Biological process (GO): protein import into nucleus
Cellular component (GO): nucleus
Source: RefSeq, a predicted model, not a curated record